UCGAAUGCAAGUUUUUAUCUUGGAAAAUAUUUCCAGAAAACCUUGCUCUAAAGAAAAAUACUACAAUGAGUUCAACCUACCAACUAUUGAAAGACAAAGGUUCCAAAGCAGUGGAUGGAAACAAAGGACAGGGCAUGCCCGAGUGCAUUAUGACAGCUUCUGGUCAGCAUCAAGCAUGGUGGCAAGUCGACCUCGGAGUUGAACGAAGCGUGUCCAACAUAAAAAUUACUUACCAAACAAAACAGAGUGAUAUGGAAACUAGAAUUCGUCUGGUUGGCGGGAGAUCUGAAAGUAGCGGUAGAAUCGAAUUGUAUCACAAUGGUGGAUGGGGCACGGUGUGUGAUGAUUUAUUCGAUGAGAAGGACGGAGCAGUGACCUGUGUUAUGGCGGGUUACCUCCCAGACAACGUAAAGGUUCGCGAGGAGGCUUUUUAUGGCGCCGGAAGUGGCCCAAUAUUGCUGGAUGAUUUGAUGUGUAUCGGUAACGAGACUGACCUCACCACGUGUAGGGAUGCUUUCAGCGAGCCCCCGAACUGUCGUCACAAUGAAGACGUGGGUGUGGAAUGUGCAGGUGGAAACACUAUGGCGGGAUUUCAAAUAUUCAUCUCCAAUACAAAAGAGUGGAGGGAAGGUCACUUGUGUUUUCAUCACAGUGACAUGACAGCGCCCACUAGUGUCAUGAACGUCACGUGCCCAAUUCAUGGCCGAUAUGUGACAUUCUACAACGAACGCGAUGCCUCAGUCGUGUAUCCUUUCACGUACUCGAAGUUUGCCUACGUUCAGCUCUGUGAACUGGAAGUGUUCGGUUGUCCUUCCGGAAUUUACGGAACCGAUUGUAGCAGGACCUGUCCAGGAAAUUGUGACCAUGGCCGCUGUAACAUCAGUGAUGGAAACUGUUUCGCAUGCAAGGAUGGCUACACAGGGAAACGGUGCGACAAUGAGUGCGUCAAAGGACGAUUCGGGGAAAAGUGUAACCAUCAAUGCGGAAACUGCCUAAAUAAAGCACCCUGCAAUUUUGUCGACGGUGCAUGCUCAGAAGGAUGUGCACCUGGCUGGAAAGGCGAUUAUUGCAACGAAACUUGUGGUUCUGGAUUUUACGGGUUAAAAUGCACAGAAAGCUGUAGUAUACAUUGCAAAAACCCAGCAUCGUGUGAUCAUAUCACCGGAAGGUGCCCCGAGGGCUGUCACGAAGGAUGGAAAGGCGACAGAUGUCAAGAAAAAUGUGAAGAAUAUAAAUUUGGAGCAGAUUGUAAAUCUUCAUGUGGAAACUGUUUAAAUGGCGCUGUAUGUAAUCACGUGACCGGAACGUGUUCAGAGGGCUGCGCACCUGGUUGGACUGGAAACCUUUGUAAGAAAGAGUGCGAAGCGGGAUAUUUCGGUUUGGAGUGUAAUGUCACUUGUAGUCAGAACUGCGUGGAUCCCAGGUCAUGUGACCAUGUGAGCGGAUCAUGUUUUGGUGGAUGUCGGGCUGGAUGGAUCAGACCUAACUGCGUUGAAAAGUGCAGGGAAUUUACAUAUGGAAAAGGUUGUAUAAAUCUCUGUGGACAUUGUUUUGAUGGCGAAGUUUGUGAUCACGUGAACGGAACCUGUGCCAAUGGAUGUGAAACUGGCUGGACCACAGAUAUUUGCAACAAAAAAUGUGAACCCGGGUAUUUUGGAGUAAUGUGUAAAGACCAGUGUAGUCCGCAUUGUCUGGAUCCUUUGUCAUGUAAUCAUGUGAAUGGAUCAUGUGUCGGCGGUUGUAAGGAUGGCUGGAUUGGAUCCAGAUGUCGGGACCAAUGUGACGCGCUUAAAUUUGGAAGUAACUGUCAACUCACCUGUGGACAUUGUUUUAAUGGGGAAAUAUGUAAUCACGUCAAUGGCACGUGUCCCAACGGUUGUGCCGCAGGUUGGAUAGGAAUACUGUGUGACCAAAAAUGUGAUCGCGGGUAUUUUGGAUUGAUAUGCAAAGACCAGUGUAGUCCAAACUGUCUAGAUUCUUUGUCAUGUGAUCAUGUGACCGGAACAUGCGCAGAAGGCUGUAAAGAUGGAUGGGUCGAUUCCAAAUGUGUAGAUGUGUGUCCAGAUUCGACAUUUGGUGAAACCUGUAAGUUUACAUGCGGUCACUGUUAUGACGACGAAAUAUGUAACCACAUAAACGGAAGUUGUCCAAGCGGAUGCGCAUCAGGGUGGAGUGGAGCUAUUUGUGAUAAAGAGUGUAUGCCUGGAUUCUAUGGAAUUAUGUGCAAAGAUGAGUGUAGUCGGCACUGCCUCGAUCCACCGUCCUGUGAUCACGUGACAGGUCACUGUCUAGGUGGUUGUGUUAACGGGUGGGUAGGAGACAAAUGCAAUCAGCAGUGUGAUUCUGGGUAUUAUGGGAAUAAUUGUGAAGAAGCCUGCGGACAUUGUUCUGAUAACAACGUGUGCAAUCACAUCAAUGGCUCGUGUCCUGACGGUUGUACACCUGGCUGGAAGGGCGACAGAUGCAGGGAACCUUGUGAACCAGGGUACCAUGGUAUAAUGUGCAAGGACAGAUGCAGUCCGCAUUGUCUCGAUCCAUCUGUCUGUGACAGUAAGACAGGAGGCUGCUACCGUGGGUGUCUGGCUGGGUGGGUCGGAGACCGAUGUGAUCAAGGUUGUGACAUCGGUUGGUAUGGGUCAGAAUGUAAACAAAAAUGUGGCCAUUGCUAUGAUGAUGAAGUAUGCGACAAAGUGAAUGGGGCAUGCGCAAACGGAUGUGCAUCUGGGUGGAUCGGAAAUACUUGUAGCGAAACCUGUACAAAGGGGUCAUACGGAAUCAUGUGUAAAGAUCAAUGUAGUCCGAAUUGCCUCAACCCAUCUGAAUGCGAUCACGUGACUGGAGCCUGUAAUGAAGGUUGUGUGGCGGGCUGGACGGGACCGAGAUGUAAACAGAGAUGCGAUCAAAAGUCCUUCGGUGAGAAGUGUGGAAAAAUAUGUGGUCGCUGUAAGGGCGGCGCCCCGUGUGACCAUAUCACAGGACAAUGCCCCGGGGGUUGCGCAGACGGGUGGCUCGGGAUAUAUUGCAAAGAAACUUGUGUUGACGGAUAUUUUGGAGAUAGAUGUCAGCAGGCCUGUGGAUAUUGUGUUGACGGCGAGACAUGUAAUCAUGUGACCGGAAUUUGUCCCCGAGGCUGCGCAGAUGGAUGGUUAGGAAGUCGGUGCAAUAUAGUUUGUGAUUUCGGUUAUUACGGGGAGAACUGUACAGACCAAUGCAGUGUGUACUGUAGACACUCCAAGGACUGCGACCACGUCAGUGGGAUCUGUUCCAACGGAUGUGUGGACGGAUGGUUAGGAACAUUUUGUGAUCAGCAAUGUCCAGAGGGGAUGUUUGGUUCGGAGUGUUUGCUGGAGUGCGGUCAGUGUUCUGGAGGGGAGAUAUGUUCACCUACCGACGGUUCGUGUUCAUCGGGAUGUGCUCACGGAUGGCAUGGGCGAUAUUGCAAUGAAAGUUGUGACAUCGGUUACUAUGGUGAUAUGUGCACGCAGAGAUGUAGCAGCCGUUGUAAAGGGUCUACAGAGUGUGAUACAAUCACUGGAUCGUGUACCGGUGGUUGUCAAGCGGGGUGGAUGGGCGAUCUUUGUAACACGAUAUGCACUUCCGGUACAUUUGGAAUUCAGUGCGCACAGAACUGUAGUGUUCACUGUUUGAACAUUACCGGAUGUAAUCAUGUCAAUGGGUCGUGUAACGGAUCAUGCGCAACCGGAUGGACAGGGGAACUUUGUCAGAUAGAGGAGAGGAAUAGCCAGGAUGUUCCUGCCGGUGCUGUGUUGGGGAUUGGUAUUGGCGGGGGUUUUCUGUUUAUCAUCGCAGAUAUCGUUAUAGUAGGAUUAGUCAUCAGACAUACGGGGAAAUCUAAAAUGGCAGUUGAAAGUAACACCAAUCAACGCCGAGCAAGCAUAAUUAGUGUGAAUUAUUACACGGACGUUCACAGUAACAAUCAGCGUGCAGACAGAGAAAACGCAGAUAAUACGUUUUGUGAACAGGAUGUCACGUUGUAUAACUCCGGACGAACUGCCCGAGAAGAAGACAUUGGGUCUGUUCAUCAUAAUGUGGAUUAUGUUUCAAAGGACAACCGAUAUAUAAGUUCUUGGGAAUAAAUACUGGACAGUUAUGUCAACUUAGUAAACAGACACUUCUUCCAGUCGAUGAAAAGUUGGAUAGAGGUGACCAUCAAGACAUAUUUGAAUGACUAUAUUUACAGUGAUAUAUCAGAUGUUUUAUCGUGGAUAUAAGCGGUAAUAAAGAUGAAGAAACCUCUAAGAUUGCUUAUACUAA
Messenger RNA from Ostrea edulis (European flat oyster), 4275 nucleotides. Its product is annotated as multiple epidermal growth factor-like domains protein 11. Lineage: Eukaryota; Metazoa; Mollusca; Bivalvia; Ostreida; Ostreidae. The transcript is spliced from 29 exons. Gene Ontology annotation, cellular component: membrane. The record is from RefSeq and is a predicted model, not a curated record. The coding region runs from base 66 to 4097 and encodes 1343 amino acids. Gene Ontology annotation, molecular function: scavenger receptor activity.